AUGGUUUCUCAAGUGGGGCCUCCACGGUAUCCAGUUUAUUGGAUAGCAUUGUUUGACUUGGUCUGCCACCGUAGAUUGCUAGUCAAAUUGCAGCAUCUGGGGAUUUCUGGGCAGCUUCUAGAUUGGCUGAGAUCUUUUCUAAAUCAACGAUACAUGACCGUCAGGGUUCGUCACAGCUUCUCUGACAGACACCACUGUCAAAGUGGUAUACCCCAGGGAGGCAUUUUGUCAUCGUUGCUUUUUUAG
Molecule: messenger RNA, 246 nt
Organism: Cooperia oncophora
Lineage: Eukaryota; Metazoa; Nematoda; Chromadorea; Rhabditida; Trichostrongylidae
Source: the annotation of a GenBank genome assembly